This is a messenger RNA of Hemicordylus capensis (graceful crag lizard), 2512 nucleotides long. RefSeq names its product doublesex and mab-3 related transcription factor 3 (gene DMRT3). Gene Ontology annotation, molecular function: DNA-binding transcription factor activity, RNA polymerase II-specific; RNA polymerase II cis-regulatory region sequence-specific DNA binding; protein binding. Lineage: Eukaryota; Metazoa; Chordata; Lepidosauria; Squamata; Cordylidae. The coding region runs from base 333 to 1793 and encodes 486 amino acids. Gene Ontology annotation, biological process: regulation of transcription by RNA polymerase II; male sex differentiation. The record is from RefSeq and is a predicted model, not a curated record. The transcript has 2 exons. Gene Ontology annotation, cellular component: nucleus.
CUGUCUCCUGAGAGAAGCAAGGAGGCUCAAAAGGGCGGGCGUUGUUGGGUGCCCACGAGGGAAGUGGAGCGCGGCGGCUUCCUAGGAGGAGGAGCGUCGCCAGAGAGGCGGGGAAGCUGCGUGAGGCGCGGGCAAGCAAGCAAAGGCAGCGCACGGCCAGCCGCCAGUCAAGUUGCACUCAAGCUCCAGCGAGCAGGCGCGCAGCGGCUCCUUCGGCGAGCCCCGGCGGCGCUGCUGGCGAAGCGACAGGGCGGGGGAUGAGGCUGGCGCGCGGCUGGCGGCCCUAGCGGCUGCCCGAGGGGGGCUGCGCCUGCCCUGCCGCCUGGCGCGCCAUGAACGGCUACGGCUCGCCCUACUUGUACAUGGGCGGCCCGGUGGCUCAGCCGGCCCGGGCGCCUCUGCAGCGGACGCCCAAGUGCGCGCGCUGCCGCAACCACGGCGUGCUGUCGUGGCUGAAGGGCCACAAGCGCUACUGCCGCUUCAAGGACUGCACCUGCGAGAAGUGCAUCCUCAUCAUCGAGCGGCAGCGGGUCAUGGCCGCCCAGGUGGCGCUGCGCCGCCAGCAGGCCAACGAGAGCCUCGAGAGCCUCAUCCCCGACUCCCUGCGGGCGCUGCCAGCCGGACCGCCGACGCCCGCCUCGGCCGGCUCCACGCCGCCGGGACACCCGGGAGCCGGAGCCGCUGUCGUCGCCGCCGCUGUCGUCGUGCCCACCGAGGGCCCCGGCAGCGCCCCGCACCGGCCCCCGAUGGAGCUGGCCGCAGCCGCCGCCCUGCGCUGGGCUUCGGAGCAGCCGGCCGCCGUCCUGCCCUCGCCGCUGCCCAAAGCAGACAUGACUGAAGAGCGAUUGGGUGAUGCCAGUGGAGGAGACAGCACUGAGACCUACAGUGACAAGGACACGGACCAAAGGAGUUCCCCGGAUGUGACAAAGGCCAAGAGCAGUUUCACUCCUGAAAGCCCUGAGAUUGUUUCUGUGCACGAAGGUGGUUAUGCAGUCCAGAAAAACAGUGGGAGCAAUGACAGCAGGCCUGAGAGUCCCAAGUACCAACCAGAGCAAAACCAUCUCCUGAUUGAAGGUCCCUCGGGGACAGUUUCACUGCCUUUUGGCUUGAAAGCCAACCGGCCACCCCUUGAAGUGUUAAAAAAGAUCUUCCCCAACCAAAAGCCAACAGUGCUUGAAUUAAUCCUGAAAGGCUGUGGAGGCGACCUGGUGAGUGCCGUUGAGGUCCUCCUGUCAAGCAGGUCCUCCAUAGCUGGGGGAGAUAGAACUUCUGCAGAAUCGGAAGGUCUGGUUUUGCCUUCCAAUGGCCACCUUUUUGAACACACUCUGAGCUCCUACCCUAUUUCUUCAUCAAAGUGGUCUGUGGGGUCUGCAUUUAGAGUGCCAGACACACUGAGGUUUUCUGCAGAUAGCAGUAACGUUGUUCCAAGUCCAUUGGCUGUCCCCUUACAGCACCCAUUCCCACAGCCACCCCGGUAUCCACUGAUGUUGCGGAAUACUUUGGCAAGAAACCAGUCCAGUCCAUUCCUACCUAAUGAUGUUACUUUGUGGAACACCAUGACACUACAGCAGCAGUACCAGCUGAGGUCUCAGUAUGUCAGCCCUUUCUCUACUAAUUCUACCAGUGUCUUCCGAAGUUCUCCUGUCCUUCCUACGCGCCCAUCAGAAGAUCCUAGGAUCUCAAUCCCAGAUGAUGGGUGCCCAAUAGUGUCAAAACAACCUAUUUAUACAGAAGAUGACUAUGAUGAAAGGUCUGACUCCUCAGACUCUAGAAUACUCAACACCUCUUCCUAGAAUGACAAUUUCCUGUAUGAUAUUUUGCAAUGUGUCAGAAAUUCUGGGCAUCAAGAGGCAGGAGUGAUGGCCCUUGCAGCUGUAUAAAUAGUGACUCUGCUUGUUCCUAUCCUUUAGCAAUAAAGACAUAACUUAUUUUAUUUCUUGCACUUCACUGGAAAAUGCCAAAUAGCUAUUACUUCAUGGCUUUAGUGCUGAAUGUUUAUUAGGGAAAAGAGGAAAAAAGUCUACCAUAAUUUUAAGCAUAACCUUGAGAAAUCUGGGACUGUGGAAGAUUUAAAAUGGAUUAAAUGAGUUUUGCCUUUUAGACAACUGGGAAUGUUGAGACGUUGUACUUGAAUGCAGUGUUCAAAGAGAGGACUCCUCAGGAUAAAAAGAAAUUGGAAAGCAAAUAAUUUCAGUGGCAAAAGGACUAAACAGGGACCUUAUUGACUUCAUGACCAUGCUCAUUCUGGUGUUCAAACCCAGCACCACGAAAGACUAAGAGUGAACUGCUCCCUUACUGUUCCAGCUUGGAAACUUUUUGGAGACACCUUAAAAGCUGUUCUGUUCAAAUUGCUAGAUGGAAACAUGUAUAAUGUCAAUGUAAAGUCAAUUACAACUGUGAACUGCAUGAAAAUGUCUUGUGAAAAGAUGAACAUAUGAUUAAGCAUUGUCAGGUUAAUGUAGCAUGCUAAGGACUCUAGGGGAAAAAAAUAAAUUCAGAUGAUGAUCUUGAA